Molecule: messenger RNA, 6578 nt
Organism: Homarus americanus (American lobster)
Lineage: Eukaryota; Metazoa; Arthropoda; Malacostraca; Decapoda; Nephropidae
Exons: 19
Coding region: 435-6107 (1890 amino acids)
Biological process (GO): regulation of transcription by RNA polymerase II
Cellular component (GO): chromosome
Molecular function (GO): chromatin insulator sequence binding
Source: RefSeq, a predicted model, not a curated record
UUUUGGGUUAUUAUUAUUUGAAGAACAACGAAUUAAUUUAAUUAUAAUAGAAAAAUGUAACUGGUUGCCUUUCUCGUACAGUGAUAUAUUUAUUAAUAACGUGAGAAAUGACGAUUAUAUAAAGAUUUAAAGGAGAAAAGUGAGAGGAAGUUGACAGGUUGAUGUUUGGAGUAAGAGGAAAUAACGUAAAAUUAAGUGUAGAUAAAAGAAAAAAACAUUUAUUAAUGCUCAUACCAAGUGUGCACAUCAAACUAACCAUUUUUAUUGAGUCUGUUCUGUACCUGAAGAACAGCUCACAGCCACCCAGGGAGUAGCUGCCUGCAAUCUUGUUAUUCUUAUCUUUCUAAGGUGUGAUUGUUAAAACAUCAAAUAGGACAAAAUAACAAACAAAAAAUUUUCAAUAUUCAGUGUACUGAGGAGUAUCUUUCAUAAUCAUGGAACAUAAACAUACAGAAGAAUCCAACACCCACAAGAGGAUACUCAGUACCAACCACCACAAUAGUCUUGUGCCUGGUUUGCAGGUCACCUUCUCUCGAACCAUGACACAGUCCACACCUACAGGAUCUGGAGGAGAUACUGCCCAAUCUUCAUCUUUGCUGGGAUCAGAGUUUUGUGAAUUAGCUUCAAAAUUUGAUAGGGAAAGCUUGAUUAAGGUUGAUUCAAUGCUUGCACAUCCUUGUCGAUAUUUAGAGGAGGUGCCAAUCUUUGAAAUAGAUGAGACUGAUGGAGAAGUCCAACAUAAUGAUCUUUCUGACACUAAUGUUGGCUUAACAGAGAGAAUGUCAAUUCUUGACACUGCUGGAUUAGACUCUUCCACAAAUUUUGAAGCAAGGACUGAAGAGAGUUCAGGGAUUUUGGCUGAUGUAGAAGAAAGUGGAGAGCCAAAAGAAACAAAGAUGGAUUUAUUGAAGCUGAACUCUGCUCCAUUCUUGGUGAGUGAAGAAGGUGUGAUGUUUCAGUGUUUCCCUAUAUCAGAAAAGGAAGUUAUUAUUGUAAGUUUGGAUGAUAAUUCCCUGUUGAUAAAUGAUUCCCUUACUGGCCAUGUAACUGCUUCUUCUGAGCCAGAUUCUGUAGGAGGCACUUCCCAUUUAAGAAUAUAUCCUGCUAACAGUAGUUCCACAGAAGAUAAACUUAACAUAGAAAAGACUGACUCACCAGUUCAUCAUAUAGAUGUACCUGCAUCAGGAACUGGAAACCAUGACAAUGUUUCAUCAACAAUCAUUCUCACAAACAACAAACAUGAAGGUAGUUGUAACGCACCAUCGUGUGGCACAACCGAAUUAGCUAAAUUAACCAGAAACUCGGCUACAAUUCACACGAAACAUAUCAAUGAAGUUAUUACUUCAUCGCUACCUCCCGAUGUGAUGAAAAAUAUACAGGUUAACGCCACUGUAAAUCGUAAAAGGAAAUUAAGUAUAAUAUCUGAGGAUGUUCCAGAAGGUCCACGAAAAGAAGCCAAAAUUACUCAUGCAACAAUUUAUGCUCCGUUUCAUCGAAAACCAAGAACCGUGGCAGCAGACCCAGAAGAACAGGGAUCUUCAGAGUGGUUUAGGUGCACAAUGUGUACUGAUGUUCUUCCAUCAGCUGCCACACUUAGACAUCACCUGGUUAAACAACAUCAGCAGCAGGACAUCAAGUCAUUCAUGUGUUUCCUGUGCAAGCAUGAGUGUUGGAGUGAAAGUCAACAGGAGUGGCAUCUACGUGUUCACCAUGGCAUUAAGAACAAGGCUGUGGCUUGUUCUGUAUGUGGUACGCAGCUGUCCACAUCUGCCGAAUGUAAGGCUCAUGUACGCAAGCACCUCGCUACCCUGGCAUGCCCAAGUUGUUCGCGUAAGUUCUCUGCUCAGCAUCAGCUAGUAGCACACGCCAAGCAGCACUUAGAGCAGCUACGGCCACACAGCUGCCUCAUGUGUGGGGCUCGAUUCACCCAUUGUGGAGUGCUGCAGGUACAUUCAUGGCGUCACAGGCCUCAGAAGUGUCCUCAGGAGGAGUGUGAGCAUAUAGCUGAGGAUGAAAGCUGGCUUGUAGUCCAUCUUCAAAAUCAGCACAAACUGACAGGCAAACAGAUCCAUAGUAUUAUAUCCCCUCGAGAUGCAUCUGAUCGUCGUAUGGAUAUAUUAUUAGAUAAAUAUUCAUCCUUAUGUGAAAACCCUCUGGCUCUCCUCAAUUCAUAUAAAGUUGAUGAUUAUUUAACUUUAGAGAACUUGAGCUUUUCACCCAAUGCAGUUUCAGGUGUCCAACCAAGGAGAAACAAAAAUGUUGUAGAUUUAGAAUCCAGCUCAGUCAGACAGUCUGAGGCUACAGAUAGUGAGGAUUGCAACAUAUUUAAAAAUGUUGUGAAUUGUUUGGUGGAGGCUGUAGCAGGUGUUGAGGAGGAAGAGAAGAAAGCAGUAAGAAGAGAAGAGGAGGUACUGCAGAAGGUUAUGGAGGAAGGACCAACUCUGUACCGUUGUGGGUUAUGCAACAUAUAUUUGCCCUCAGCAGAGGAACUUGCCACACAUAAAGCUGGACACAAUCAGGCAAUUAUAUGUCUGAAAUGCCAGAAGUCAUUCCUGAGUGUGAAGCAACUGAAGCGUCAUAUGACAGUCCAUAGCUCUCAAGAUACAAGCCAGCAAGGGGCAGACAAAAAUAAAGUUAUGCCAGAGCAUCGAUGUCUAGAAUGUGGGAAGACCUGUGGAUCAGAAUCAGCUCUCAGUAGACACCGUGGCACACAUGCACGUUCUCUUGGCCGGCAUCAGUGUCAGACUUGCAAACGUCGCGUGAGAACACGGGCCCAUCUCAUAGAACACAUGGCUCGUGUACACAAAAUAAAUCAUGAAUCAAAAAAGCUGCAGUGUUCCAUGUGUGAUAGAAAAUUUACAACCAAAACUCAUCUUGAGUCGCACUUGGUUAGCCAUGGUGAGAAGGAACCACUUUGGUCAUGUGACAAAUGUGGCCGUAAUUAUGUUCGUCCUCGCAGUCUGCAGCGACACAUGGCUACCCAUGAUUUCAAGUUUGCCUGCAGCAAUUGUGAUGAAACCUUUAUGUCUGCUCGUCGUCUGGCUAUCCACGCUAGAACCCAUGAUCCUUCACAUAAAACAAAGCUGUCAUGUCCCAAGUGCCCACAACGCUAUGCAUAUGCGAGCCAACUUCAAGUGCAUAUGCGAAUCCACACAGGGGAAAAGCCUUAUGUGUGUGAGACAUGUGGCAAAUGCUUCAAACGUCUACAACAAUGCCGAGCACACCAUCGUAUGAUCCACGGAAACCACAAAGAAGCGUGUCUUGAAUGUGGCAAGACAUUUGGAGACAAGACUAAUCUUCUGCGUCACCGCCUAAUGGUUCAUCAUCAUCUCAAACGCUGGGUGUGUGGUGUCUGUGCACAAAGUUAUGCAUAUUCCCAAGACCUUAGAAAUCAUCUCCAGAAGCAACAUAAUCUGGCUUUUGAAAGGCUUGAUGGAACCAACAAGAAAUCCAGACAUGAGGUUUAUGUUGUGCCAGAAAUGGGUAGUCAAGACCUCAAUCCAAUUAUGGAACAAGCUGUGGAAAGUGUGUGCUCUCUGGAGCGUCGCAAAGUACAGCAAGUUUUAUGUGGCUUCUCCGGCACAGUGAGGAAAACAAGAAAAUCUGGAAGUGAGAAUGCAGAGGAAGUUGACAACCCAGAUGACCCAACUUCACUUCAAGAUAGUCCUUUAGCCAUUGCAUCUCUCGCAGUAAAUGACCCUCCACCUACUCAGGAGACUCCUCUGAGAGCAACAUCUAUAUUAGUUCCCUCUGCAACAAUAUCAAUUCCCACUGUAAUUGAAAAUAGCCACAUUCAGCCAGAACAUAAAGGUGGUCAGAAUGUAACAGCAACAGUAGAAGGAGAGGUUCAGGGUUUUGUGAGGGUGUCUGGGGUUACUUGUGCUGAGUGUGGGGUUGAGGCUACCACACCCUUACAGUGUGGACCAUGUGGGGCAUUAAUGUGUUCACAAACACACUUGGAUCUUCAUGUUGCAUCAAAUCAUCAUGUGAUGUUUCAGUGUUCUGUGUGUGGUCUGCAUUAUGGAAGUCAGGCAGAUUGUGUGGCUCAUGUAACAGCAGUUCACUCAUCUCACUUGCUGGCAGUUCAGGGGGGUGCAGCAACCUACCUUACCCCACAAUCAUCUCAGCCCAUUCAGAUAAAUAAUGGGGGUAAUAUGCAGUCUCAAAUCUGCAUGCCCCUCAAUAACUCACAGUCCACCCCACAAUGUCUCUUGCAAGUAGGGGACCGUUCACCACAGGUGCCUCUCAUCAUUGCACCAACUACAGCGAAUGUGACUACACAGCAGCUAGAAACCAAUAAUGUAAUUCUUCAGUAUCCAAAUGUCAAUGUUCUUCCUGCAGGCUUUUCUGCUGUACCUCAUUCAACAGCAUUAAACCCUACCAAGAAUCAAGAAAAGCAAGCAGUAUUUACAAUGACAGGUUUUCUGGCAGGCCCUCAACAAACACAGCCAAAGCAUCAAAGAAAAGUUAAUCAUGUACUAGACAAACAAGAGAAACAGCCAUCAUUAUGCACCAUCACAAUUCCCAAUAGUAGUGAUGGAGGUGUUCUGCUUCCUGCAGGUGAUUCUGCUGCUGUAAACCUUUCUGUAGGGCAGAAUACAGCUAUGCUCCCUGCCAUCCUUCCCCACCAAACCAGCAAUGGGGAAAACUCUGCUUUUAUUAUGGGAAAUGCAGGCAUUGGUACUACACAGAAUGAUAGUGCCCCUGUCUUGUUAAUGGGUUCAUUGCCUUUUAAUAGUGUAUCAACUGGAUCCACUACUCUUCUACCUCAACCAAAGCCGUGCAACCUCAAUAAUCAAGCAAACACAUCCAUGGCCAGUGUCCUCCUCACACUGGCUGAACCUUCUCACAAUGACCCUAUGUCAUCAUUCAUGCCAAGUGAAUCAUCAAGAGUUGCAGAUGAACAAGUGAAGCAACACUCUCCCUCAUCAGUGCUAGUCAAUAACCUCCCACUGCAGAAAACUGUUGAAGAACAGUCAAACACUGAAGAUAGUUCAAACCUUCUACAGUCCAUAGUGGGACUUCCUGUACCAGAUGAGGAAGGGAUUCAUGGACCAACUUCAUCAGCCCUUCAUGAUACACUAGUCACUGAGGAUCAGGCUGAAGAAGAAGGUAUGAGCCAAAACCCUGUGCACGAAGUGAGUGUAGAAAUUAUUCAGACUCAACCACGGAGAUCCAAGGCCGAGUCACGAACAAAACACUACUGGGAGAAGGAAGCAUCACAAACACCAAGAGAUGCAGAUAAUGAACUACCUAACAACAGUGGGGUUGACCCAUCUUACCAGUGUUCCACAUGUGGAAAGAAUUUCCAGACUUCAGCUCAUUUAGAGAGACACCAACGCACACACGACAGUCAAAAAUUUAGAUGCCAAGUGUGUGAUAAAGCUUUUACGGAAAAAUACAAUUUGAAGACACACAUGUUGACUCACACACGAGCACGCCCACAUGUCUGCAGUCAGUGCUUCAAGUCAUUCAGAUAUAUGCGUGAUCUAACAGAACACAAGCGUACCCAUGAAGGAUCAAGACCACAUGUGUGUAAAAUAUGUGAGAAAUGCUUUGUGCGACGGAGGGAUUAUACGCGGCAUUUUCGGGAACAACAUGGUACUCAGCGUCACCAGUGCAAAAUUUGUGGCUCUUCAUUCAAGCGCCGCGUUUAUUUAGAAACCGUUCACAUGCGUACACAUCAACCACAGAUGGAUCAAGUUCCACAGGAGGGUAAUAAUCCAGUACAGAAGGCAACACACAGCAAAGAAACUAAAGAAGCUAAAGAAAGUCACAUGUGUAAUAUUUGUGGAAGAACCUUUGCUCGAGCUCGUUACUUAACCUCACAUUUACGUACACACUCCAGACGUGCAGAUUAUGUUCGCUGUCCCAGGUGCCCUCGAAUGUUUACAUCAGAGCAGACACUGAAGGUUCACAAGGAAGCCUUCCAUGACCGGGAGACCACAAGUACUCGAGGUUUUAACAAUUCAGAUUUUGAUGAUGUUGACCAAAAACCUGUUACUGAGGAAAGUUUCUUCCCAGAGGUACACAACAACAACCUAAACAUAUUAAAGGCUCCAGACCCAGCAUGCUACAUCAGACUAGUGCAUCCUCCUCAGGUGUAGAGACCUCACACUCAAUUUUAAUGUCUUCCCAGCUACAAUCACUAUCACCAGAGGUCACAUGCGAGCUGCUACAUCCUUCCUCACAGGUAAUGCCUAGUGAACAUCAAUCCCACCAUGGCACACACUCACACACUGGGGAGGAGCUGGAGAGAAGUGACCAGCAAGGAAUGAUGUCACUCAGUGUACAUAUGGAGGACUGUGUUCCCAUUAACUAUCUGACUCCUUCAUUUUCAUCUCCAUAAAUUAAACAUUUGUAAAGAAACUGUUGUGUAAUUUAAUUUUUGGGGGUACUGGUGAAAAGAUUAAAGGUUUAUGUUUAAUUGUCUAAUAUUUGAAAAAAUAAUAAUUACCAAUUUAUAAGCAUAAAUGAAAAAAAAAAUUCUUAUUAAAAAUUAUGUACUGUAUCUGGACAAAACCCCUAGUCAUAUAGCGUAUAUGGUUAUUUUUCAAUAUCAAGGGUAUUUUUUGUUA